Messenger RNA from Falco peregrinus (peregrine falcon), 2865 nucleotides. Its product is annotated as G protein-coupled receptor kinase 5-like. Gene Ontology annotation, cellular component: cytoplasm. The record is from RefSeq and is a predicted model, not a curated record. Lineage: Eukaryota; Metazoa; Chordata; Aves; Falconiformes; Falconidae. Gene Ontology annotation, molecular function: ATP binding; G protein-coupled receptor kinase activity. Gene Ontology annotation, biological process: protein phosphorylation; regulation of signal transduction; signal transduction.
CGCCCCCGGAGGCGGCCGGUAGCGGCGGGAGGUGCCGGCCCGCCCCGCGCCGCCGGGCCGGGGCAGCGCCGCGCCGGGCAUGGUGUGCGGGCGGCGGGGCUGCGCCGCCGGCCCCCCCGCGCCAUGGAGCUGGAGAACAUCGUGGCCAACACCGUCCUGCUGAAGGCCCGCGAAGGAGGUGGUGGCAAGCGGAAAGGCAGGAGCAAGAAGUGGAGGGAGAUCCUCCGGUUCCCGCAUGUCAGCCAGUGCGAUGAGCUGCGGAAGGGCCUGGAGCGGGACUACAGCAGCCUGUGCCAGAAGCAGCCCAUCGGCCGGCUGCUCUUCCGGCAGUUCUGCGAGACGCGGCCGGAGCUCCUGCGCUGCAUCCGCUUCCUGGACGCUGUGGCGGACUACGAGCUCUCCCCGGAUGAGAAGCGGAAGGAGAUGGGGGAGGAGAUCAUCUGCCAGUUCCUCAAGCAGGAGUCCCCAGAUUUCCUGCCCGAGGUCGGCCAGCCCCACGCCAGCCAGUGCCUGCAGGACCUGCAGAAGAGCCCCUACAAGGACCUCUUCAGCAGCUGCCUGCGCACCCUGCACGAGCACCUGAGCGGGGACCCCUUCACCGACUACUGUGACAGCAUGUAUUUUGACCGGUUCCUGCAGUGGAAGUACCUGGAGAGGCAGUCGGUCACCAAGGACACGUUUCGGCAGUACCGGAUCCUGGGCAAGGGCGGUUUUGGAGAGGUGUGUGCCUGCCAGGUGCGGGCCACGGGGAAGAUGUACGCCUGCAAAAAGUUGGAGAAGAAGCGGAUCAAGAAGCGGAAAGGGGAGGCGAUGGCCCUGAACGAGAAGCAGAUCCUGGAGAAGGUCAACAGCCGGUUCGUGGUGAGCCUGGCCUAUGCCUACGAGACGAAGGACGCUCUCUGCCUGGUGCUGACCAUCAUGAAUGGCGGCGACCUCAAGUUCCACAUCUACAACAUGGGCAACCCUGGCUUCGAGGACGGGCGCGUGGUCUUCUACGCAGCGGAGAUCUGCUGUGGGCUCCAGCACCUGCACCAGGAGGGCAUCGUGUACCGGGACCUGAAGCCGGAGAACAUCCUGCUGGAUGAUGAUGGCCACAUCCGGAUCUCCGACCUGGGGCUGGCCAUCAAGAUCCCUGAGGGCGAAAUCCGCGGCCGCGUGGGCACUGUCGGCUACAUGGCCCCGGAGGUGAUCAACAACGAGCGCUACACCUUCAGCCCCGACUGGUGGGGCCUGGGCUGCCUGGUGUACGAGAUGAUUGAGGGGCAGUCACCCUUCCGCGCCCGCAAGGAGCGGGUGAAGCGUGAGGAGGUGGAGAAGCGGGUGCAGGAGGAGCAGGAGCUGUACUCGGACAAGUUCAGUGAGGAUGCCCGGGCCGUCUGCAAGAUGCUCCUGGCCAAGGACCCCAAGCAGCGGCUGGGCUGCGGAGCUGACGGGGCGGCCGAGGUGAAGCGGCAUCCCUUCUUCAGGACCAUCAACUUCAAGCGCCUGGAGGCCGGCAUCAUGACACCCCCCUUUGUGCCAGACCCCCGGGCAGUUUAUUGCAAGGACGUGCUGGACAUCGAGCAGUUCUCAACGGUGAAAGGCGUCAACUUGGACCAAACCGACAACGAUUUCUACACCAAGUUCGCCACCGGCAGCGUCUCCAUCCCCUGGCAGAACGAGAUGAUUGAGACUGAGUGCUUCAAGGACCUCAAUGUGUUUGGACCCAGCGGGACCCGCUCCCCUGACCUGGACUGGACGCAGCUGCCCGAGCCCCCCAAGCGCAGCCUUCUGCAGCGGCUCUUCCGACGCCACCCAGCUGACUACACCAUCGGCACCACCAUCCAACCCCCCCACCCAGCCGCUGUGAACUCGCACACUCCUGCGGCCAACUCUGCCUGCCGAGCCCCGGCACUGUCCUGACCCCUCUCGCCAUCCCGGGGGAGCCGCUGGGGCCGGGAAGCCCCCAGCCCGCCCCCCCCCCCCCCCUCAGGGUUAUCUCGGACCAGCGCUGGGGCCAGGGUCUCCAGGGAUGCUCGUGGAGGCGAGGCAGGAUGCUGGCACAGGCUGGUGAGGGUGGGCAGGGGGUGAUGGAGAGGCAAUGGGGCAGAGUCUGCUUGACCCCGGCCCCCGGCCCCUUUCCCCCAGCCCCACUGCGCAUCCAGCCUCUUCCUGGGGGGUGCCAUGCCCAGCUGCCCCCCUGCCGCUGCCAGGGGAAGGGGCUCGGGCAGGGACCAUUUGAGCCUGUUACCUUACUGCCAGCUCGAUGCACAACCCUUGCGGGCACUGAGGGGCUGCGGGGCUGCCUGCGCUGUCCAGAUAGAAACAAAGGCAGCCUUGGAGGGGGGUGUCACCCCCAGCUCCCCCUGGCUGUGCUGCAGCAGGAGGGACAGGGUCAGCCUGACAGACCCCCCGCCUCGGGGGAAGCACAGCCUGCCCCUCCUGCUCCAUCCUCCACGGUGUGAAAUGGACUCAGAGAAGGGGAUUUUCUUGAGUGUGGCUGGGCUGGGGGGGGGCGUGGGGGGGGCUCCCUCUGUCCACGGGACAGCUCAGGGCAGCCUCGGGGUGCCCAAGCCUUGCCUGUGGGGUUGGGUGAGCAGGGGGCAGUGAGCACGCAUGGGUGCACGAGGGGCAGGCAGCGGGUGUGCAAGGGACAGUGCACGUGGGCGUGCAAUGUGCAGGCACCGUGCAUGGCUGUGCAAGGGACAGCAUACGUGGGCUGGGGGGGUCCCAGGGGUCCCGGUGAAUCCCGGCCUCUGACACCUUUGGUUUACAUUCAAUCGGGUUUUGUACAUUUGUAAACAAUUGUAAAUAUUUGUACGUGGAGCGCCUGGAUGUACAUUUUUAAGCUAAAAGCUGCAAAUACAGCCAUGUGAUUACUUUCCA